Cynara cardunculus var. scolymus (artichoke) is the source of this 1395-nucleotide messenger RNA. RefSeq names its product enoyl-CoA hydratase 2, peroxisomal. Gene Ontology annotation, cellular component: peroxisome. The coding region runs from base 148 to 1074 and encodes 308 amino acids. The transcript has 12 exons. The record is from RefSeq and is a predicted model, not a curated record. Lineage: Eukaryota; Viridiplantae; Streptophyta; Magnoliopsida; Asterales; Asteraceae.
GGAGGGGGUAACGUUGAAGUCAGCAUUCAGCAACGAAAAAGGGGAUGAUCGCUUUAUCCUGUUCAUUGAUCUUCGCAAGUAUCAUAUCGAUUCAAUCGAGACUACGACUAGCAGAUAGUGUUUUUGAGAUCACCAGGAAGAGCAACUAUGGGUGACGAUGCCGCGAUGAAUCCAGAGCUUAUAAUCAAUCACAAAUUCCCAGAGACUACUUACACCUAUAGCGAAAGAGAUGCUGCACUAUAUGCUCUCGGAAUUGGAGCAUGUGCUAAAGACGCAUUAGAUGAUAAGGAUCUCAAAUAUGUGUACCAUGAAGACGGGCAGCAAUCCAUUCAGGUAUUUCCAACUUUUGCUGCUUUAUUUUCCAUUGGACUUACUUCACAACUAAAGCAUUUGCCAGGAUUCAUGUUUGAUCCUCGCCUUCUUUUACAUGGACAACAAUAUAUUGAGAUCUACAAGCCUUUACCUUCAAAUUGUUCGAUACAAAACAAGUCGAGCAUUGUUGGAUUGCAUGAUAAAGGUAAAGCUACAAUUCUUGAGGUUGAAGUUUUGAGUUAUGAAAAAGAGACCGGCGAACCACUGUGCAUGAACCGGACGACGGUUUAUUUGAGGGGUGCUGGUGGCUUCUCAAAAUCAUCCGAACCAUAUUCCUUCUCUAAGUAUCCGAGGGAUCAGACAUCUUCAAAACCUCCUAGGACUCGACCAUUUGUAGUGCAUGAGGAAUGUACUCAGCCAUCACAGGCACUGCUUUACAGGCUCUCUGGUGAUUACAACCCCUUACAUUCAGAUCCUAUGGUUGCAGAAGUGGCAGGGUUUUCACGCCCGAUACUUCACGGGCUGUGCACUCUAGGGUUCGCUGUCAGGGCUAUCAUCAAAACAAUCUGCAACGGAGAUGCCAGCCUUGUCAAAGCCAUUUCUGGCCGAUUUCUGUUACAUGUUUACCCUGGUGAAACAUUGAUCACUGAAAUGUGGCUCGAAGGCUUGAGAGUUUUAUAUCAGACAAAGGUUAAGGAACGAAACCGAGUAGUGCUUGCUGGAUUCGUGGACCUCAAUAGCAUACGAUCGUCAUCUCUCUGAGUUGUUUUCUAGUCAAUAAGCUCUUCAUUAGCUGUGUAUGAAAUUUGAGAAAUGUUCGAUAAGCUUUCCGUUAAUCGUGUAUGAAAUUUAAGAAAUCACCAAAGCUUUUUUAGACUCCAUUACAUAUAUGAUGUAUUGUGAUAUAGUAUCAUUAAGGAUGAUGAUGAAGUUAAGUAUGACCUGAUAUGUUGUCGUUACAUUUGGUGGUGGGUCGAUAAGUAGUUCCCACCAGGGUGAAACCUCCAAAAACCUCACUUGUCAUAUUUUUUUCAUGUCGUAUUAUUGACACCUCAACAAAGUAAGAAUCUCAAUAAAAUUUCA